AUGGGAAUCUCCGCUUCGCGCGACUCCGGCGAAGCGACUUUAUCUCGUCGUGGCAGAGCUCCUGCAACGGACGGAAUUGGGGGUCUCUGCGGUGGAGGAAAUUAUAACGAGUUGGACGUUACUAGCGAGCUCGUUCCCGGGUCGUUGUGUGAAGGAGAAACCAGCCCUGGAGGUGGAGCGUCUUCGAACACCAUCAAGGGGAAAAGCACAACAACUUCUGCUAUCGGGUUCCGCAUCGACACUAGCCUGUUUCUUCAACAAGGCCGCCCAGGUGGAAGAACACCAGCUGGUGCAGCGUCGAACCAACUGCAGAGGACUGUGGUCUCAGUUGCACCAUCUUCCGCGCCGGCCUCGGAAGGGGACGAAGACGAGGGGUACAGCAGCUCGUAUUACAGCAGUGGCAGUGGUUCCGGGACAAGCCAAAGUGAAAAUGAGGAAGAUCGCAGGCGCGACUCGAAGGGAAGCGGCCGGAGCAGCAGCGGGUCUUCACGCGUAAGUGGAAGCGCGGGCGAAAAAUAUGGAGACGAAAGGAGCAGUUGCAGUUUGGCUACGCCAAGGAGGCCAAGUGAAAUUUCUACGAAGGCGGGGGCCCCAGCAGGGGUUGAGAAGCAGCUCUCUCUGUUGGAAAUCAAGAACCAGGCACGGCAGUCCAGCGUGAUAACACCCUCCAGUAUCGUCCACAGAAAAAAUUAUUGUCCCAUCCCCAUCCAGUUUUUGCAUGACAAGAAACAGUCGCUCUGAUGCAUGUUUUGCAUGACAGAUUGGAUGAGGAUGGGUCUCUCAUUUUCAUCCUGGAUAUGCAGCACCCCGAGGAUCUCCCCGGUGAUUCCGAUCAAAAUCCCCCCGAAAAAAAAGCGAAAGCAGCUGUUUCUGGUCCCAAGUAGAAGUAGGUGCAGUGGAGGUGCUGUUGCUGGCAGCUUUUCAUCCAAUACAGUUGGUGAUCAUGAACAACUGCAACAAGAUCUUGCGCCUCUGUGUGCCGGUUUUUUUGAAAAUAACGCGGGGUGGUUCCACCUGGGCGGUAUAACGAAUAACUUGGCGAUUUAUCAAUUGCGAAAAUGUCUGGGUCUGGAAGCGUCUGAGUUUGUCAUGCUACGUCUGGACGAUACAAAAAUCUGUAUUGCGCAAGCAGCAGAAGCCGUCCACUUUUGGACACCAGAAGAUGGCAUUUCUCAUGCAGAAUAUGCAUUGGAAGGCCUUCUCAAAACUUGUGAUGCAACAGCUCGCAUUGCGGACCUUCUAACAGAUUUUGUAACCUUCCAGACCCAGACAUAUUUGCAUUCGAUACGAUUCUGGUGAAAACGAUUACCGCAAAGAGGAAAGCGAACAGCUCUACGUCUGCAAAUAAAAGCAGAACCGCGCAAGAAGAACAACUCGCGGAGAUUUUGCAAGCCGCGAAGAAAGCGACGACAGCCGAGUAUCCUGUGCAAAAGUAUCGUACUCGUAUAAAUGCAGGUCUUGCAUCACAAAUAUUUUUCGUACGGUAAAUCAGCAUGACAAAUUUUAUUUCUCGUGCUGAGAAAAUUUGUCAUGCGAUUUAUACUAGUACAAUACUUUUGCAGUUCAUACCGAGGAAUUUUUGACGAAGGUCCUCUUCCACGACUACAAUCAAACCCAUAUCCACCUGUGCAAAAGUAUCGUACUUACGUGUCGUUGUACUAGUUGUCGCAAUUUUGCAUCAUACUACCAGAGCUACGCUCUGAAUACCUGAAUUUGCAUGGCAUCAAAUUGCGUUUUCUUCUCGAUAAGUGGUUUCUUGUCAUGCAAUAGCAAUUUCUGCUAGGUCCGUAUUACUUGCAUUGCAUAGCCGAGGAUUGUUUCCCAAUUCUCCACGGUGACGGGCCGUUGGAGUUCCUUCCGGCCAACGGGUCCUCCGUGCCCUUUAUCAAAUGCAAGAAUGUCUGGGUCUGGAACAACGCAACUUGUCAUGCUAAAUCUGAAUCAUGUAAAAAUCUGUGUUGCAUGAUUACCAAAAGCUGUCCACUUUUGACCUAAUCGAGAGGCAGUUUCUCAUGCAGGAUAGGCAUGAUAGAACUCUCACAGAGUCUGUAAUGCUAUGUCCUACAUACCAGACCUCAUGGGUCAUGGAAAACCUGCAUGACAAGGCUGGCACUCUUCCAGACCCAAACAGUUUUGCAGUUGAUACCCUUCAGCUGGAAAAAUUUCAAGUUCCCCGGGUUGAAACCGAUCCCCAUCGGGUCCACGAACAACACGUUUUCCGGCGGCUUCCACUGUUUUCAAUUUCGCAUCGAGAUUCCGAAAGAGGAGCAGUCGAAAAUCCAGCAGCGCUACAACUACUUCAACAGCCAAUGCGAAGACUAUUUCUCCUGGUUCCGGAAAUACGAAAGAGGCGAAAUCAACUCCAUUCCCAACAACCAGAAGGCAAAGAAUAUCAAAGAACUGCAGCAAAAAGCGGUGGAGUCCUACUCGAUCCCGGGCUUGACGUUUGGCUUUUUGAUCGAAAACGAACGCCACAAAUCGAACCCCUUCUUCCGAGGAAAUAGCCACGGAGUGUUAUCAAAUGGAAAAUAAAUCCCCCCCCAUAUCGAAAUGGAAAUCUGUGAUGCGGGAUUUGUGUACACAAAUCGGCUUUGUCUUGCAGUAGAGGACUGCAGACAGAUACCAAGCCGGAGUAGGGGCGUUUUGGUGUAGGCGCUUAGCAAGGCAGGCGCGUCCUCCGUAGGCCAUACAGCACUACAAACUGCGCGCAGGGCGCCCCGAGGUUUUUGGAUUUGCCUUCUUGCAAUACAGCGACGAUUUGUGGUCUCAAAUCAGCAUCGCAAAUUUUCAGAAGUAUCCCGGUCUAGUAUGGGGAGGGGGGAUUUUUUCUCACAAUAAGUGUCAAGGACCUUUGUCGGCAUCGUCAACGGAGAUUCUUUAUGCACUGCAAAUAUGUCUGGGUCUGUAAAGUUGAAACUUGUAAUGCUGGUCGUACAUUCCUGUGGGAUCUGUAUUGCAUGACCCACAAAAGCCUCAGCCUCCCUUGUCAUACGAAAACGCAGUUUCUCAUGCGGAGCGCGUAUGAGGAAGCGUUCUGCAAACUUGUCAUGCUCUCCUGCAUGAGGGAGCGUUUUCGUCAUGCACAUUUUAGCAUGACAAAUUUUCAGACCCAGACGUAUUUGCAUUUGAUAUGCUUGGUCGGACGGCAUGCGAAUCCGGAAGCUGAACCACUUCACCGGCAUCCCCUGGGCUUUAUGAACUGCAAGUAAGUAUGCCUAGGUCUGGAAGAUUGCCUCGUUUGUCAUGCACAUUUUGCAUGACCCAGAAGGUCUGGAAUGUGGGCUCUAGCAUCACAAGUUUUGUUGAAAAGGCUACGCAAUGCUGACUCUGGAUGAGACAUGCCGCGUUCAUCUAGUAAUAUUACUAUUAACCAAAAGUGAGGACUUUUGCUGGAGGUCACGCAACACAGAUUCUUGUAUCGAUCAGAAUUAAUAGCAUGACAAACUCAGUAGACUCACUCUUUCAGACCCAGACAUAUUUGCAUUUGAUAGGCUUUGUGCACGAGUAAUCAGUUUUUGACGUGCUACCUGCCCGCGGUCUGUCAACACAGCGAGAGGGGGAAUGAAGGUAUGGAGAGAAAAAAGUUUGUCACAGUCACUGACUUGCAGGGUUUGCAUUAGAGUGGGGUAACAAACCUCCCACCAGAAGUUGCAGGCCAACUUCCCAUCCACCCGGCCGGGUGGAUGGGAAGUUGGCUUGAUUGGCCUGUCCGCGUCGCCCGCCCACCCCCCGCUCGCCCCUUCGCUACCACCAGCUGAGACUCGACCACCCUCGACAGCAGCAGUAUGUUGCCGCCUGUCCGCCCAUGUUUGUCCUUACGGGGCCCCAUAUUUGGACAGAGACAGAAGCGGGUGGUCUACUCCAAUAACAAACCUGUUGGAUGUCCAUCGGCUUCUUCAGAGAUAGAGGCGCCGCGUCUUCUACAGCGGUAGGUUGCGACUUGUCCGCCUCCGAGUUGCGAGUCUCUCUGGUUUAACUCGCAACCACCCACCCAAGCCGGUGGCUUAACUCGCAACCAGAUGGCGUUACGCUUCUGGGAGAUCCGUUUAGUGUCAAUCUCACUCGUUAAAUUUUGUUUAAUUUCUUAGUCGGCGAGAUCGAUCGUGGUAAGGCAAACGCCGCCACGAAACGCGCCCGCCCCGCCGAAUGGCGGGCGAGAAAUCUGCAAGCAUGCAGAAGAUAGCAAGGGCUGACGCUCGAAGAGCGUGCGCUGCUUUGCUCGACCACACCCGCCCGCCCUUGUCUCGGUCGCCUGGGUAUGACAGGCGCGCAGAUCCUAGCUGCCAGACACUAUAGGACGUUUCGCAACUGCUCGAACUCGCCAACGCAUGCGCCGUCGUUGCGCGCCAUUCUUGUUGUGGCGCCCUCGUGCGGCACUGAAUGCAGUUGGUGUCGGUUUCACCUCAGCCCCUUGUGUGGUGUUGGCUGUGACCCCGCCUGCGGGGAAAAUCAACCCUCGCUCCUCGCGGACCUCCACCUCCCUCACACUCGCGGACCCCGCGCAUACGAGCGUGCGUGCAAAGGCUCGCACGAAAUCGACGGCAUGGGAUGCAGCCUGCUGCCGCAGCUGCUUGCCCAUGAUCUGCCCUGCGGGGGGGCUCGCGGCUGGCGCCGUCGCGUCCCCAUGUGCAUAUUCGCUUGACGUGUCGCGCACACCAAGCGCAAAUGCGGAUAAAGAGGGCGGCUAGCUGUAGCUAGCGCUUCGCCCAUAUCAGCCGCUUUAUCGAGUCUCGUCGAGGGUGGAAAUUAACUCGUAACCACCCACCCAAGCCGAUGGCUUAACUCGCAAGCAACCAGAUGGCGUUACGUUUCUGGGAGAUCCGGGAUCCGGGGACGAGCGGGGGGUGGGCGGGCGACGCGGACAGGCCAACCAGGCCAACUUCCCAUCCACCCGGCCGGGUGGAUGGGAAGUUGGCCUGCAACUUCUGGUGGGAGGUUUGUUACCCCACUCUUACAAAUUUUUUUAGCAUCACAAAUUUUUCUUGUAUUGCAGAAACACUAGGGAAAUCCCUUAUGAAGUUCGGCUGUGAUGCAUUUUUACGCAUGACAGAAAGUUUUGUAUUGCAAAAAUGCGCAUGAGUGAUCGUGACGAACUUUUUUUGUUUGAUAGGAGGAGUCAGAGACUCCAUGUACUUUGCGUUGCAGUUUGGAAUAUGAACUGCAAAAGUAUCGUACUAGUAUGAAUCGCAUGACAAAUUUCCUCAGCAUGAGAAAUAGAAUUUGUAAUGCGGAUUUAACUAGGCAAAAAAAAUUGUAAUGCAUGAAUGCGAUUAGUACGAGUACGAUGCUUUUGCAGAGGAUAUGGAAACCACCUAUACCUCAAAUUGUGGAUCGGUAGCGAGGGACUGGGACAAGGUAAUAGUACUGCUUGUUCUACUGGCCGUGAGACGAAUUUCGAUUCUGAUGGCAGAUCAUCCUCAAGAACAGCUUCUACUGCGCAAGAGAACUUCUACACUAUGAGCAACAUUUUCCAGACCAGUAACAAUCUCAAUCUCUCCGUUCGUAUGGAAGGUGGAAAAAAGUUCGUCACAGUCACUAGUCUGCUGGUUUUGCAUGAGAAAUUUUUCUGACAUCACAGAGCUUUCUUGUAUUGCACAAACACAAAGGAAAUCUCGUAUGAAGUUUGACUCUCAUGUAUUCUUACGCAUGACAGAUUGCAAAAAUGCGCAUGAGUGAUCGUGGCGAACUUUUUUCCUUGGAUAGUUCGCCCGAUCCUCACCUUUCUUCCCGUGACCGAAACCACCAACCCAGAUUCCUCGAUUCUGCGGAUCAAGAACGUGGAAGUUCGCCUGAACUGCCCGCAGUUUGUGGACGGCCAGGUCGCAAACGUGCUGCAGAAAAUCAACGAGAGGAUUGAGGUAUCCUGUGCAAAAGUAUCGUACUCGUAGUAAUUGGAAUUGCAUUCAUGCAUUACAAAUUUUAAUUUUCUUCUUAAGGUUAAUCCGCAUGGCAAAUUUGUUUUCUCAUGCUGGGGAAAUUUGUAAUGCAUUUAUACGAGUACGAUAGGAUACUUUUGCAGUUCAUAUGAGGAACCGAUAGCGGUCGGGAGUCUUGACGUGCCGGGGGGCGGGUGGUCCUCUUCGUUGACUGAUGGGGUAGAACAAGUUGCCGAACUGCGUCAAAGUUGCUCUGGUGACCGCCCGUCGUCCAAGAAUGGUAGUACUCCUGGAAGUGAACAGAACACCACAGCUGAACCGGAAGUUGCUGCUGGUGGAUCAUCUUCCGAGCAAACAUCUGCCACAACUUCCACGCGCGGCGCAACCCCUAGUACUCAAAACCAGAAGCAGCAGAAGAAACAAACUUCGAAGAUCGAGGAUAUCGGCCAGCGUGUGUUUCAGGGUCCCUGGAAGUGUUUAUGACAGUGCACGGGCCCAUCUUCCCCUCAUGCUCAUUUGUGAAGCAAAAACCCGAAUCAAUCCAGUUGCUACCUUGUGGCACUGUUUGCAUCACGAAUACACGGAAGCCCAAACAGUACUACAUUAGGCACACAAGAAGUUUGUCAUGCUCAGGCUCCACGUGGACGUGUGCUAGCUGGUGGUGGUGUUUGUGCUGCUGUUCAUGCCAUACAAAAGAGGGGAAGUAGGGGGAGUUGUGCACUCGCAUAGUGUUCGCUUUGCGGCGGCAACAACGAGCCCGGGUCUUCGACCUGCGCUUUUUGCGGAAGGAAGAACAUGUCCAAUUGGUUAUUUCACCCCUCCGCGAACAAGGACGAGGUGCGCGCCAGGAUGCAGACAGAGCAACGGGCCAAUAUCAAAUGUAAAAAUGUUUGUCUGGGUCUGGAAGAAUGCGAGAUUUGUCAUGCACGUUCUGCAUGAGCCAUCAUGAUGUCUGUGAUGCAUACCCUGGCAAUACAGAUUUUUUGAGUUCUUUUUGAUGCCUAUUCCGCAUGACAGAUGCCUUCUCAGCGUAGCAAAAAUUGCAUUCCCUUUCUUUGGUACUCAUGCAAUACAGAUUUUUUUUGGAAUCCUAACGCAGCAUCACAAGUUGCAUUCUUCCAGACCCAGACAUUUUUACAUUUGAUAGCCAAAGUGAACAAGCGAAUGCUGGUCAGCGAUAAGAGGUUUUCGGAAAUCUUGACGGAACAGGAGGAAAACAGUGCGCGGAGCAGGGGAGGAGCGGCAGAUUCUAUCGGUGGAGAAACAUCAGCAGAAACAACAAACAUUUUCAGUGGUGAACUAGAGCUCUCAACCUGCCUGGGACGCGGCGGCACGAGCACGAGGGAAGAUCAGCAUUAUGGUGGAAAAAAUAGAAGUAGUGUAGGACCUUGCUUCCUCGGGGGGAACAGUGAUGGAAAUAAUCCGUUCGAGCUGACGAAUUUCAAGCGCAAGUCGGUGUUCGAGAUAAAGAGCAAGCGCAACCACGAGCAGGUGAGCAAAGGAAAAGGUCAGGCACUAGGCGGCCAUGGGACAACGACAACGACGUCGAGUUCUUCACCCAACACGACUUUGGUGCCGGCUCCGAAAAAAAAUCACAAGCGGAACACGACGCAAGUGCACUUGUCAUUUCGAUCUACUUCCAGUUCUAGUUACGUGCCGCACAGCGAGCAGGAGCUGUUCGGGCGGAUGAAAAUAAAUCGAGGAACAACAACUACGAACACUCCGGGUGCAAAUAAAGCCAGCACAAGAACUACACCGCGGCAAGAAACGAAAACAAAUUCAUCUGCUCGCUCGUCGUCGACGACAGGCAGUACGUAUGAAUUGCAAAAGUAUCGUACUCGUAUAAAUGCAUUACAAAUUUCCUCAGCAUGAAAAAUGAAAUUUGUAGUGCAGAUUUGCCUUAAGAGAGAGAUUUGUAAUGCAUGAUUGCAAUUACUACGAGUGCGAUACUUUUGCACAGGAUAGUACGACAGGAACAGACCAGGAUCGACGGUUGACACAGUUAGAGGAUAUCAAAUGCAAAUGUGUCCGGGUGGUAUGGAAGAGCGCAAGGUUUGGCAUGCACAUUUUGCAUGACUCCUGAUGUCUGUGAUGCAUGCUCUAGCGUCACAGAAUUUAUUGCGAGGGCUUUCUGAGGCCUAUACUGCAUGAGAAAUUCCCUCUCGCUGUGGCAAAAACUGGACCUCUUUUGCUGUUCAUGCAAUACAGAUGCAUUGUGGAACCAAAAGCCAGCAUGACAAGUUGCAACCUUCCAGACCCAGACAUAUUUGCCCUGCAUAGAGCAGUACCAGAAGCGAUUCAUGCAUGCGGACCUGACCGGGGAGGCAGACAAGUUUGUAUCGGAGGAGAAAGCUGCUUCGCUGUAAACUUGUGAUGCAAAACUUGUAAAAGCAAACUCCGACACAGUAAGAGCACUUUUUUCUCCCGAUAAUGUAUGAACGUCCAGGUGUACCAGAUGCACUCGCCCAGAAAGCAGAUAUCCAGUGCAAAAGUAUCGUACUUGUAGUAAUCGCAAUGCCAAUGGCAAUUAUGCAUGACAAAUCGCCUCCCUGAGCUAAAAGAGCAUGACAAAUUCCAUUUGUCACGCUAAGGAACUUUGUAAUGCGAUUUAUACUAGUACGAUGCUUGUUUUGCAUUCCAUACCAGGAAUUGUUGCGCAACAGUAGUGCCAAAUCUUCGAAGGAGAAAACGGUCAGUGGUCGACAUCAUCAGGAAGUGCUGGCUGGAGUACAGCGUACCUCCAACAGCGCCUUCGACCGGACCUCCUGCAUCGGGGUGGCUGUCCCGUAUGAGAAUGCACAAAUCAUCGCCCCCAUCGUGCUCUCUUGCAUUUGUCGUUCAAUAGAAGACGAAGUCGAAGUCCACGUUUUACAGCCCCAUAAUGGCCGCAUGGCUUGAAUGACAGGCUUUGGAUGAAGCCAAAAGAUGAACAACAGUAGAAGACUUAUUUCAUGUGAUGUUGAACUACAACAAAUACAAUCCGUCAUGCAACUACUAAAGCCACAGCAUAAGCAUUCUUGGUGGCACUUUCUUGCGUAGAAGUUGCUAUGGACGAUGCCAUGUAACUGAAAAGGGAGCGGGACGUUCUUCUGCAAUCUCAUACCGCGAACAUUGACACGUUUUUGUGCCCGGACGACGAGAUUCGGGUGAAUUUUUCAGCGACGGAAGGAAAUCGGAGCGGCUUCAACUCGUCCAGUACGGGACGAGAACGAACGCCCUUUUUCAAGGCCGGAGGAAGUCUUUUCGACAGAACAAACACGAGCGGAAUUAUGAGUGGCAGCAACAGAAAGGAACAAGACGACGACGAUCAAGAGCAAGAAAUCGAGUACGUGUUACCCGAAAGCUAUGGAUGUGUCAGGAUUGAAAUUGACACAGUUGGAAUGAUUUGCCAUGCAUAAAAUGGAUGCCAGUUGGAACCCAGUUUCCAAGUGACGCAUGACAAAUUUUGGCGGUUCUGAACACCAGUCACAGUCUGUCAUGCUGUUUGGGAAAAGACGACUGAUUCUCUCAUGCUACUUUAGCAGCUCGAGCUCUAACCCGAAGCAGGCUUACAAUCGGCUUCACUUGCCUGCUCUGCAACACACGCGCCUCGCGUCACGCAUUUUCUGCAGUACAAAUUAUUUCAACUUUGACGAUUUCGAUCCUGACACACCCAUAAAAGCACUAACCAGAUUCCAUUGCCGGAAACUUUCCAAACUUACAUGCGGGAGACGGGAACCUUAUGAACUGCAAAAGUAUCGUGCUCGUAUAAAUGCAUUACAAAUUUCGAUUUCCUCAGCAUGAGAAAUGAAAUUUGUCAUGCGGAUUUACCUUAAGAAAAAAAUUUGUAAUGCAAGACUUGCAUUUAUACGAGUACGAUACUUUUGCACAGGAUAAACCUGGGUGCCGCGGGCCGAGUUUCUGAAGCAAAUCAACACCCUAUCACAAGAAAAAGUAUUAACGUUUUUAACGGUUUUCACAGAAGAUGGCAGUCAUGCUUUACAAAUUUUGUCUUCCAUGCUCAUGCAUGCUAUGCAAUACAAAUUUGCGCACCUUUUGUUCUGAUGCAUCACUGCAUUACAAACUCCGUUAAGGGUAAGAACACUUUUUCUUGUGAUACACCCCGCGGUACGGAAACUACAGCAUCGCAGCGUCAGAAGUGGUAUCAAAUGCAAAUAUGUCUGGGUCUGGAAGAUUGCGAGAUUUGUCAUGCUGAUCUGGCAUGGCCCUGAAAUCUGUAUUGCGUGGCCACAAACAGCCUCUCUCGCCUGUCAUGCAAAAACGGAGUUUCUUAUGCGGAAUACGCAGCACAGAAACACGAAGCAGCUUGUCAUGCUUGGCGGCGCAACAUUACAGUGCAUUUGUUAUUUUCUAACUUGCAUUCCAGACCCAGACAUUUUUGCAAUCCAUAAUUGGAUUUGCUCGAAAACCACGGGAGGACAUCUUCUACAUACCAAACUACAGCAGUUGGCCUUCUACCAGUCAUCCAGGAAAAUUCGGCUACGACGAUUUCCGGUCUUUAUCAAACGCAGAGAAAUGUGUUGUACAGUCUGGGUCUAGAACAAAAUUGUGAUGUGGAGUUGUGAAUCUGAAUGACAAUGACUGGCGCAAUAGAAGUUGUGAGGGCAGCCAUAGAUGUGAAGUUUUUAGGGCGCUCUAUGAUUGUGCCUAGUAGCGCGCAUGACAAACUAUUUUAGCUUGUUGAGACAAUAUUGUUGUGGCUUCAACAUUUACAGAUUUUUCAGAAGUGCCAGCCAAGCAAUACAGAUUUUCUCCCACUUCUGCUUCUCCAGACCCAGACGUUUCUAUAUUUUCAGGGGAUAACAUUACCACGCCACCGACAACAGCCACGCCGAGGGGCGGAAUUAGUAGCACAGCGAC
Messenger RNA from Amoebophrya sp. A120, 10736 nucleotides. NCBI's taxonomy places the organism in Eukaryota, Dinophyceae, Syndiniales, Amoebophryaceae. The record is from the annotation of a GenBank genome assembly.